Labeo rohita (rohu) is the source of this 2810-nucleotide messenger RNA. Its product is annotated as broad substrate specificity ATP-binding cassette transporter ABCG2. NCBI's taxonomy places the organism in Eukaryota, Metazoa, Chordata, Actinopteri, Cypriniformes, Cyprinidae. The record is from RefSeq and is a predicted model, not a curated record. Gene Ontology annotation, molecular function: ABC-type transporter activity; ATP hydrolysis activity; ATP binding. The coding region runs from base 286 to 2259 and encodes 657 amino acids. Gene Ontology annotation, cellular component: plasma membrane. The transcript is spliced from 17 exons.
UCAGGUGAGUGUAAAUACGGUUUCUCUGAAUCAGGCUCGCAAUAAUCUUCGAUUAACUGUUUUUUACCUAAAUUUAUGAUCAAAACAAGAUCGUUUGUUUUAUUAAUAUUAUAUUUGCUCUUUUCCACUGCGAAAUUUGGAAGGUCGUAGAGUUUAUUCUGCACAUUUCGAAAAUGUGUUUACUUGUUUAGAAACGACGGAAGCGGUUUGUUUGAUAUUUCAUCAUCAUAAGAAAAACUAGAGUUGAUCAGUUUCCUCAGGGUUUCCUCAGGGUUUCCAGGUGUGAUGGCAGACACGGCCGUUCAGAUGACCACAGUCGAUGAUCAGAACAACAAUGUGUCCAGGACAAAAGUGUCCACCAGCAUGUCCUCCUCAUCGGCCAAACGAGGAGCGAUCGUGAGCUUCCACAACAUCAACUACAGUGUGAAGAUGAAGAGCGGCUCCUUGUGCAAGAGGAAGGUCACGAAGAAGAACAUCCUCGUCGAGCUCAAUGGUAUCAUGAGGCCGGGACUGAAUGCCAUAUUAGGACCAACUGGGAGUGGGAAAUCAUCGUUUCUGGACGUUCUGGCUGCUCGUAAGGAUCCUGCUGGUCUCUCUGGAGAGGUUCUUAUAGAUGGAGCUCCACAACCUCCAAACUUCAAAUGUCUGUCUGGAUAUGUAGUGCAGGAUGACGUGGUCAUGGGGACGCUGACGGUUCGUGAGAAUCUGCGUUUCUCAGCGGCUUUACGGCUCCCGAAGUCGAUCCGUCAGAGAGAAAAAGAUGAGAAGAUUGAGAGACUCAUUCAGGAGCUGGGAUUGAGCAAAGUGGCCGAUUCACGGGUGGGCACGCAGAUGAUUCGUGGCGUUUCCGGUGGAGAGAGGAAGAGGACGAGCAUCGGCAUGGAGCUGAUCUUUGAUCCACCAGUGCUUUUCCUGGAUGAACCCACCACCGGCCUGGACGCCAGUACGGCCCACUCAGUCCUCAUGCUGCUCAAGAGAAUGGCGAACAGGGGUCGCACCAUCAUCCUGUCCAUCCAUCAGCCGCGCUACUCCAUCUACCGGCUGUUCGACAGCCUCACGCUGCUGGUGGGAGGAAGACUGGUGUAUCACGGGCCGGCUCAGGACACCCUGAACUACUUCAGUCAGAUCGGAUACACCUGUGAACCUCAUAACAACCCUGCUGAUUUCUUUCUGGAUGUCAUCAAUGGAGAAUCCACCGCCGUUGCUCUCAACAAUUUAAACAACAGCGAGGAACUGGACCAUGAGCAGCUGAGUUCAUCUCUGAAGGGCAUCGAGGAUCGUUUAGUGGAGGAAUACAAGAACAGCGCCAGCUACAAAGAGACAAAAAGUGAGCUGGAGCGAAUCGUUCAGGGACAGGACUACAGCACACGACCCAAAUCCAGAACCGUCACCUACAGCACAUCCUUCUUUCACCAGUUCCACUGGGUCCUCAAGAGAACCUUCAAGAACCUCAUGCUGAACCCACAAACCUCAGUCGCUCAGGUCGUGGUGAUGAUUUUGCUGGCUCUGGUUGUUGGAGCCAUAUUUUUUGGAGUGGAGGAGAAUUCGAGUGGCAUUCAGAACAGGAUGGGCGCGCUCUUCUUCAUCACCACUAAUCAGUGCUUCAGUACUAUGUCCUCAGCCGAACUCUUCAUCAUUGAGUUUAUUGUUUUGAAACUGUUUGUGCACGAGUACAUCAGUGGCUACUACAGAGUGUCGGUGUACUUCCUGUCAAAGAUCCUGUCUGAUGUCCUGUUUCUGCGCACCAUCCCCGGCAUCAUCUUCAGCUGUGUGAUCUACUGGAUGAUCGGACUAAAGUCGACACCUGCGGCGUUCUUCAUCUUCCUGUUCUCCAUCAUUCUGGUGUCGUACACAGCCACGUCCAUGGCUCUGGCCAUUUCUGCUGAUCAGACGGUGUUGGCCAUUGCUAACAUAUUUUUGACCAUCAUCUUUAUCUUUAUGAUGAUCUUCUCAGGGCUGCUGGUGAAUCUCCCAAGUGUUGCAAACUGGUUGAACUGGUUGAAGUAUUUCAGUAUUCCUCGUUACGGUCUCGCUGCUUUGGAAAUCAAUGAGUUCACCAGCCUCACCUUCUGUGACAUGAGGAACAUAAGCAGCACUUUAGUAGAAAUCUGUUCAACAGGCGAAGAAUUUCUGGGCGAACAGGGCAUUAAUUACUCAACCUGGGGUUUGUGGCAGAAUCAUUUGGCUCUUGGAAUCAUGACCCUCAUCUUCCUCAUCAUCGCUUACCUCAAGCUGCGCUUCAUCAAGAAAUUCACCUAAACACAGUCCCACAACAUCCACCAAAUCCCAUUUCCCACUCAAACAGUCAUAAUGCAGAAGGAAAUCAUAAACACACAUCCAACAGACAUGUGAAGAACUAAAUAUACUCAGGGUUAUUGUUCUCAAAUUGUUUGCACAUGAAAGAUAUGUAUCAAAAUGAAUGUUAUUAUUUUCAAGUGUUCUUCUUUUUAUGCUCAGGCACAGUAUAGUAAAUAUAAUACAACAAUAUGGAGUCUGUUAGAGAUAUGUAUAGUUAGUUUCUCUUUUAAUGGACUUUUAGCUUGUUUUCACCAGUUCUUGUAUUCCCUUUUUGGUUUUCUGUUUGUUAUUGGUUGUCAUAUUUACUGAUAUGAUUAGUUGUUUAGUUCAGCUGUGUCUCGUUAAUUUAUCUCGUUUGUAUCAGUUCUCCUGUGUUCUUUGUCUGGUCUCACUUAUGUUGGUUUAUGCCUAUGUUCUGUUUGCCAGUGUGUUUUGGAUUAAACACUGGUAAGGACUAAACCUGUUCUAUGGUUGUUUUUCUACAAUACAGAGUCACUCCAGUUUGACAGCGU